Molecule: messenger RNA, 3272 nt
Organism: Branchiostoma belcheri (Belcher's lancelet)
Lineage: Eukaryota; Metazoa; Chordata; Leptocardii; Amphioxiformes; Branchiostomatidae
Product: tribbles homolog 2-like
Exons: 3
Coding region: 931-1944 (337 amino acids)
Biological process (GO): positive regulation of proteasomal ubiquitin-dependent protein catabolic process; protein phosphorylation; regulation of MAP kinase activity
Cellular component (GO): nucleus
Molecular function (GO): mitogen-activated protein kinase kinase binding; protein kinase activity; ATP binding
Source: RefSeq, a predicted model, not a curated record
ACGUGUUGCUGUGAGCCGGUGCCGUGUGGUGAAGGGGAGGGGAGGUUCAGACCGGGCAGGACACGCAGGUAGCGCCAUGGAGGGACGUACUUGUCAUCGUUUCUGCCUCUAAUUCGGGGUCGGCCGGGAAGAUCGGGCCAGCCCGGUUAGUUCGGCUAGCUCAACCCAAGCCUGCGGAGCCGCGUGGAGCUUCAGAGCGUCGCCGAUCCCGAAAUAAAGGCAUCCGGAGCCGAAAAGGAAGAGCGAAGUUGGGGCCUACCCUGGUCUGUGGUCCGGCCAUCUUGCUAAGGACGUUACGCUGUAAGCUGGGUGAUUCACGUCUUGCGCAACACCGUCCGAUCUUGAGACACAGUCACUAUUGCCACGGAGGAUCGCAAUUUCUCUCUGGAAAUUUUCCAUCGCAGCUGUGACCGCCACAUUGUCACCAAGGACCGAGGUUCGUCACAAGGUUUUUGGUCUUUUCUCGUGGCAUAAUUUUUUGAUAGCCACGUUGCGUUGCCAACAAAGAGAGCGGGGUGUGUUUUGGGUGCAACGUGCUCAACACGGAACUCGCUUCGCGAACUCUGUAUUUCUGAGGAAUUUAUUCCUUUCCAACGACUACAACGACAAAGACUCGAUGUUCGAAUCGUUGUGACAUUUCUGCUCAGUGUUUUGCCAUUUUGCUGCUACGCACAACCGAAAAAAAAAGCCUCGCUGGGACUGACUGUUGUCUAUUGUGAUUGUGAAAUCCACACACGAGGAAAUUUCCUGAUUCAACAAAAAAGGACUUCACCGUUUCCAACAUUCCAACGAAUAAUUUCUCGGCACCCUCGCCAAAAAAAAAAACUACGUACUGUGCAAAUUCAGCUCGUAAUUUUGUUGCAAUAAUAUUUCUUUAGUCUCGUCUUUGCAGCGGAUUUUCAAGGAGAAAGGAAAGAGCAAAAGCUCCUUAUGAACAUAUACCGCUCGAACCCCAUCCCUAUCCAUGAUGAGAACUAUAAGACGGUACCGUUCGACCCACCACCCGAUCUAAGUUGUUCCCCCUCUAGCCCCGUUCUCAGUCCCAGCAGCCCGCCAUGCUUUCCACAAGAGCAGGAAGAAAAUGUCUCGGUCAUCGGGCAGUAUCUGCUGACAAAGCAGCUGGACGGAGGCCUGUACGAGGCUAUUCACACACUAACAGAAGAAGAGUAUGUGUGUAAGGUUCUAGAGCUGAGUCGUUACCGUGAGGCCAUGGCAGCUAACUUCAACGUUCUACCUCACGACAACGUCAACCAGGUCACCGAGGUCAUCCUCGGCGAGCGCAGCGCGUACGUUUUCUUCGAGCGCAGCCACGGCGACAUGCACUCGUACGUACGCAACAAGCGACGGCUGAAGGAGGAGGAGGCGGUCUGGUUGUUUUUCCAGAUCGUGUCGGCGGUGGCACACUGUCACGACAACGGUGUCGUCCUGCGAGACCUCAAGCUGCGAAAGUUCGUCUUCCAAGACCCUGAAAAAACUCAGCUGAAGCUGGAGAGUCUAGAGGACACGUACCUCCUGGCGGACCCUCGGGACGACCGUCUGAGCGACAAACAUGGCUGCCCGGCGUACGUUAGCCCGGAGAUCCUCAGCACGCAGGGCAGCUACUCAGGAAAAGCGGCCGACGUCUGGAGCCUCGGCGUGAUGCUGUACACCAUGCUGGUCGGACGCUACCCGUUCCACGACACUGAGCCGCAGGCGCUGUUCACGAAGAUCCGGCGCGGGAUUUUCACCGUCCCGGAGGGAAUCUCGUCCAAGGCGAAGUGUCUGAUUCGUAGUAUGUUACGCCGCGAACCGUCGGAGAGACUGACCGCGAGAGAAGUUUUAGAGCACCCGUGGUUCAAGGCAAGCUUUCCGAUCAGCGUUAGCGGGAAGGCGGAGCCGAAAGUACCCGACCAGAUUGUCCCUGAUUGGUGCAUGGAGGAGGAUGAAGCCUCCUUAUUCAGCUGACUCAGAUUCGAAGCUAAGAAAACCACACUGAAAGUAGCAUCAGAUUCAGAGCCGUGAUAGGCAUUCAUUCAUUUUUCAGUUCUUUCAUUUCAUGUUUCAACAAUAUUGCAGGGAGAGAGAGCAGUUUCAUUUGUAGAGUGGAAGAAUGGAUACAGUAGUUGUGGACGUAUUGUUUUCUUGGUUAUUGUUGUAAUACCACUUCUGGACAUACCAAGUUGUAAGUUAAAAAGUCAACUGAUCAAAGUACUAUACAGCAAGAGUUUUCUUUCAGUCCUACGAACAGAAGUAUAAUAAUAGCGGGUUUAUAUGACUGCCAUUGUUUUAAACUUAAAUUAUUGAAAUCAUGAUCAUUUAUUUUCAUUUCUUUUAAUUUGUAACAAGAAAAAUUGAAUAUUGAAAGCAGGGUCUUGAAAAAUUUAAUUAAUUUAUAAAGCCAAAAUGGAUAUAAGAGAGAAAAAUGUGAAAAAGAACAGCUUUUUCCCACUGCCAAGUAUUAAGAUGUAACAAAAUCAUGUAUAGUUUGUACGUAAAAGAGAAUGUUGUGUACUUGACUUGUGAAACAACAAACAAUAUCGCUUGUAAAAUGCACAGAGUUGAUACACAUGCAGCAAGAGUACAACAAAAGUUUGUUUACAUCCCAACCAUUUUUAAUCAUCCCCAUGGGAAAAAUGGAAUAACCCUUUACUCAGUUAUACAUGAUACAUCUGGAACAUACCACUCAAAACUAAAGGGGUGGCUAGCUAUCAACAAUGCAAGCAAAACUGACAAGGCAGUACAAAGGCUUCACAUUCGAGGACCACGAUAAUCUUAGUUUUUUAAAAACAAAAAGGCACCCCCGUUACAUAUCAAGAGUGGCAUGUUCCAUCCACUCGUUUUGUGUUACGGAGGCUCGAACCAUUCUUGUAGGAAGGGGUGUUCCUACUGCCCUCCAGCUCUCUACACUGUGUGUAGGAAAAGGCACGUUUUUUGUCCUGUGUUUUGGGACGGAUGCCCCUUCCUUUUCUAGUCAAAACAGCUUUUCUUCUGAAGCCUACAAAUGCCCCCCUCCCCACAAUCUCUAGAAAACGAGAGUUGGGGAGGGGGGCGGGUUAUACUAUGAAAGAUUGUACAGUUACUUGUCAGCACAAAUAUUGUGUGAUGUGAACAGCAAGAGUUACAUGUCAACCUGCAACAAUAGAUGUACAAAAUAUGACACAGGUUUUCUAUGGGUUUCUGCUAUGCUGGACUGUGCACUGGGUUUGGGGUGAAAAAAAGGACAAUUUUAGACAAAGUUGGGCAGUGUCUUUGGUGAUACUUUGCACCAAUACAAAACUUCUUCACUGAAGAAA